AUGUCAGCAAAUGGAACCGGUGGCAAUUACGCACCGCUGAAGCAAAUACUGUCCGACUCCGAGUCGGAAGACGACCACCACAAAUUGCAAAAUGCUGCUCACAUCAAAACAACUGACAGUUGUAACAAUUUGGACUUCAACAGUGGUUUGCAAUCAUCUAAGAAUUACAGCCUGAGCGACAUGGACGAAUUCAACACCAACAUAAACACAGUAGAGAGCACAAUGGACAACGUAAGUUUUCUGCAAUCCGAUGUGUCCAAUAAAAUGUCAUCCCCUCGCCGCUGCGCUUUUAUUACAUCGAUUCUGAUCUGCAUCUUCACUGUGGUCAUAUUCUUGUGGGGGAUACCGUGUUCUGAGGUUGGCAGCUGCUCAACUAAUGAAUGGCAAGAUAAAACCACAAGCUGGGAACUGCCCUACGACGAGAUCGAGCUAUCAGGCGCUGUCCAAGUUGUCGAUGGAGCUAUCCCAAACACAAAAAAUUUAAUAUUCAUCUACCGUGGUAAUCAUAUGAAACAAGAGAAAAACACAAAUGAUAAUGUCAAUGGUGUGUUACUUAUAGUUGGCAAUUCUGGAAAAGUCGGCUGGUAUACUAGGGAGAACAGAAUACCCACAGAAAUAAACUGUCAUCUUAUUGAUGUCAAUAGAGACAAUCAAAAAGAUUGUAUUGUCUCAGGCUCAGAAGGAUUACUUGCUGCGUUGAAUCCUUUGUCAGGUACAUAUUAUUGGUACAUGCAUAAACAUGUGAAAAUGUUAAGCAACAUUGCAGCAAUAGACUUUCCCAUAAUGAUGAAGGAUAUGGAUAAGGAUAAAGUUAACGAUCUCCUGACUGUGGCAACCGUCUACCCAAAUGUGAAUCAUAAUUCAUUAUUGAUCAUAUCAGGGGCAACUGGCAAUAUUAUUGGAGAACCAAUGACAAUACAUGAUUGUAUAUCUGUGAAGUUGGUACCAGAAGCAGAUACUAUAACAUAUAUAUGUAAAAAUGGUACUACAGAGGCUGUCAGGUUAAUUUCUUAUCCUAACUUAUAUAGGAAGCUCUUGAAACUGGACAAAUCAAAUCACACAUCUUCUGCCACUGUAACAAAGAAGGUAAAUCUGAGUUUAAAAAAGAGUAUUGGUAAUACAAGGGAGAUUUAUACUAAUGGCCCUGGAAAACUAAUUGUAGAGAACUCUGGAGAGUGCCCUAACUCAUGUCGGGUGAAUUUAAAACUCUUACUUGAAAAAAAUGGUACAACUACUGUUGGUUGGGAAUAUUCCGCCAAUCAUGUCUAUGCUAUGAGGCCAAGUUCAUUUGCCUUUGCUAAUUCAAUACGAGGGCCUAUUAUCAAUGUAGCUUCAAUAUCAUCAUUUAUCAAAUAUACAAAUUUCACUGUGCAUGACAUUUCAGAGAGGAUUGUAUUGGUGUCAUUUGAUAAAAUGCAAACGCACAAUGUCAAUGUGAGCCAAACAGAUAUUGUGCAGAUAUGUGUACGGGGACAAAUAGACACAACUUCACCAUUGCCAAUGUGUCAACCAGAUCUAGAAUAUCAGGACCAAUCAUUGAUGAUUGCAGAUUUAGACGGUGAUCAGUCCCACGAACUAAUAUCAUAUUAUAGCACAUUUGUUGCACCAGAAUCAUAUACACCCAAAAAUUCUAAUCCAUAUGAUAAUUGGCGUUUAACAUCAAUUGUAAGAGUGAUCCGUUUAGAGUCAGAGUUACCAAAAUUGUUUGUUGCAGAUUUUUGA
This is a messenger RNA of Chilo suppressalis (striped riceborer), 1722 nucleotides long. The record is from the annotation of a GenBank genome assembly. NCBI's taxonomy places the organism in Eukaryota, Metazoa, Arthropoda, Insecta, Lepidoptera, Crambidae.